ACACCAGCAUCUAAAGUGACCAAAGAGAUAUCUGCAGGUAUGUUUACAUGCUGUUUAAUGUGCUGCAGCUGAGCAGCUGAUUAGUCAUCUAGCCUGCAAACUGGAGUUAGCGGAGCACUUUCCCCCCGUGGAUGUUUGUUUGGUGGCUCGUUCAACAAGCUAAGGUGCAGGACAAGAUGUGGGUUCAUGUUUCACACCAGAACAGCGGCUGGAUCCUCCCACCAACCGGAUAUCAUCAAUCACUGAACACAGGGACCGUUGGUCUGUGCAUCCUGUCCAGAGGUUCUUCAGAAUAUGACCCACUCAGAGACAUCAGUACCACCACACCCAGCACGCUGGAUCAGAGACAACGUGGCUCUGGAGGCAGCCAAGGCCCUGCAUGAGCGCAGCUGCUGGGAGCGUCUGGGUGGUGCAGCGCUGCUGCAGGACGUUGAAGUGUGCUACCAGAGGACCAAAAACUUUGACAAGCUCACCUUCCUCUACCUCAUCACUGUUAACCUGGCCAAGCUGCACAAGAUGAUGAUCGCUGACAUCAGGAAGUACAUGAGAGAUCACUACCAGGCAGCUCUCUACCUGUGAUAUGUCAGUGAGAGGGUCGGCAUCCUGAACAACUGUGGACAGAGUGAGUUCAAGUGUCACCUUCAUCACAUAAUGACUCCUAUUUUCUCUGUUUUGCUCUUUCCACUGUUCUUUUGUAGUUGAAACUGAAGCUUAAUCAACCUGUUAGCUACGAACAUCAGCCCUUGUGUCCACCUCAUUCUUUAGCAACUACUGCCCUGCAUGUAGGAUGCGGUGCUGUAACGAACCAACUGAAAUCACGUACUUUACUUCACGUCUCCGCGCCGGAAAAAUGUUAUGUUUUAAUGACACACUAUACUAUGAAUUUU
Molecule: messenger RNA, 887 nt
Organism: Sebastes umbrosus (honeycomb rockfish)
Lineage: Eukaryota; Metazoa; Chordata; Actinopteri; Perciformes; Sebastidae
Product: coatomer subunit alpha-like
Exons: 5
Coding region: 295-579 (94 amino acids)
Biological process (GO): vesicle-mediated transport; intracellular protein transport
Cellular component (GO): membrane coat
Molecular function (GO): structural molecule activity
Source: RefSeq, a predicted model, not a curated record